This is a messenger RNA of Talpa occidentalis (Iberian mole), 12213 nucleotides long. RefSeq names its product myosin VA (gene MYO5A). Gene Ontology annotation, biological process: vesicle transport along actin filament; actin filament organization. The record is from RefSeq and is a predicted model, not a curated record. The coding region runs from base 68 to 5701 and encodes 1877 amino acids. Gene Ontology annotation, cellular component: myosin complex; cytoplasm; vesicle. The transcript is spliced from 41 exons. Gene Ontology annotation, molecular function: actin filament binding; ATP binding; microfilament motor activity. NCBI's taxonomy places the organism in Eukaryota, Metazoa, Chordata, Mammalia, Eulipotyphla, Talpidae.
GCGGGCGGCCCCAGGCUCGGUGCGGCCUCCGCAGAGGCGGGGGGCGUCGGCACCGCGGGGCCCCGCCAUGGCCGCGUCGGAGCUCUACACAAAGUUUGCCAGGGUUUGGAUACCUGAUCCAGAAGAAGUUUGGAAAUCAGCAGAACUGCUCAAAGAUUAUAAGCCAGGAGAUAAAGUCCUCCUGCUUCACCUUGAGGAAGGAAAGGAUUUGGAAUAUCAUCUAGAUCCAAAGACCAAGGAACUGCCUCACUUAAGAAACCCUGACAUACUUGUGGGUGAAAAUGACCUCACAGCCCUCAGCUAUCUUCACGAGCCUGCUGUGCUCCAUAAUCUCAGAGUUCGCUUUAUUGAUUCCAAACUUAUUUAUACAUAUUGUGGUAUAGUUCUAGUAGCUAUAAAUCCCUAUGAACAACUGCCUAUUUAUGGAGAAGAUAUUAUUAAUGCAUACAGUGGUCAGAACAUGGGUGAUAUGGACCCACAUAUCUUCGCAGUGGCAGAGGAAGCUUACAAACAAAUGGCCAGAGAUGAGCGAAAUCAGUCCAUCAUUGUAAGUGGAGAGUCUGGAGCAGGAAAAACAGUCUCAGCUAAGUAUGCCAUGCGAUACUUUGCAACUGUGAGUGGUUCUGCCAGUGAAGCUAAUGUUGAGGAAAAGGUCUUGGCGUCCAACCCCAUCAUGGAGUCAAUUGGAAAUGCUAAAACAACCAGGAAUGACAAUAGCAGCCGUUUUGGGAAAUAUAUUGAGAUUGGCUUUGAUAAAAGAUAUCGAAUCAUUGGUGCCAACAUGAGAACUUACCUCUUAGAGAAAUCCAGAGUGGUGUUCCAGGCAGAAGAGGAGAGAAACUAUCAUAUCUUCUAUCAGCUUUGUGCUUCAGCAAAGUUGCCUGAAUUUAAAAUGCUGCGAUUAGGAAAUGCAAAUAGCUUUCAUUACACGAAGCAAGGUGGCAGUCCUGUGAUUGAAGGAGUUGAUGAUUCAAAGGAAAUGGCACAUACCAGGCAGGCCUGCACUUUGCUAGGAAUUAGCGAAUUGUAUCAGAUGGGAAUUUUCCGAAUACUUGCUGGCAUCCUUCACUUAGGCAAUGUUGGAUUUACAUCUCGAGAUUCAGACAGCUGCACAAUACCUCCCAAGCAUGAACCUCUCAUCAUCUUCUGUGACCUCAUGGGUGUGGACUACGAGGAGAUGUGUCAUUGGCUCUGCCAUCGGAAGCUAGCUACUGCCACAGAGACAUACAUCAAGCCUAUCUCCAAACUACAGGCCACAAAUGCCCGAGAUGCUUUGGCCAAACACAUCUAUGCCAAGCUUUUUAAUUGGAUUGUAGAUCAUGUCAAUCAGGCUCUCCAUUCUGCUGUCAAGCAGCACUCUUUUAUUGGUGUACUGGAUAUUUAUGGAUUUGAAACUUUUGAGAUAAAUAGUUUUGAACAGUUUUGCAUAAAUUAUGCAAAUGAAAAACUACAGCAGCAAUUCAAUAUGCAUGUCUUCAAAUUAGAACAAGAGGAGUAUAUGAAGGAACAGAUUCCAUGGACACUAAUAGACUUUUAUGAUAAUCAGCCUUGUAUUAAUCUUAUAGAAUCUAAACUGGGCAUUCUAGAUUUGCUGGAUGAGGAAUGCAGGAUGCCUAAAGGUACAGAUGACACUUGGGCCCAAAAGUUGUACAACACACAUUUGAAUAAAUGUGCACUCUUUGAAAAGCCCCGUCUUUCAAACAAAGCUUUCAUCAUCCAACAUUUUGCUGACAAGGUGGAAUACCAGUGUGAAGGCUUCCUGGAAAAGAAUAAAGAUACUGUUUUUGAAGAACAAAUUAAAGUUCUUAAAUCAAGCAAGUUUAAGAUGCUACCAGAAUUAUUUCAAGACGAUGAGAAGGCCAUCAGUCCAACCUCAGCCACCACUUCAGGGCGCACACCCCUCACCCGCCUCUCUGCAAAGCCCACCAAAGGCCGACCAGGCCAGACAGCCAAAGAGCACAAGAAAACGGUGGGGCUUCAGUUUCGAAACUCCCUUCACCUGCUUAUGGAGACACUCAAUGCCACCACCCCUCACUAUGUGCGCUGUAUUAAGCCAAAUGACUUCAAAUUCCCAUUCACCUUUGAUGAGAAGAGGGCAGUACAGCAGCUGAGAGCAUGUGGUGUCCUGGAAACCAUCCGAAUCAGUGCAGCAGGUUUCCCCUCCCGGUGGACUUACCAAGAAUUUUUCAGCCGCUACCGUGUCCUAAUGAAGCAAAAAGAUGUGCUAAGUGACAGAAAGCAAACAUGCAAGAAUGUACUAGAGAAACUGAUAGUGGACAAAGACAAAUACCAAUUUGGUAAGACAAAGAUAUUCUUCCGUGCCGGUCAAGUGGCCUAUCUAGAAAAAUUGAGGGCGGACAAGCUUAGGGCUGCCUGUAUCCGGAUCCAGAAGACGAUCCGAGGGUGGCUGUUGCGGAAGAAGUACCUGCGCAUGCGGAAGGCGGCCAUCACCGUGCAGAGAUUUGUGCGAGGCUACCAGGCCCGAUGCUAUGCUAAGUUCCUGCGCAGAACCAAGGCAGCGACCAUCAUCCAGAAAUACUGGCGCAUGUAUGUAGUUCGCAGGAGGUACAAGAUUAAAAGAGCUGCCACUAUUGUUCUUCAGUCUCAUUUGCGAGGCUACUUGUCCAGAAAUAGGUAUCGCAAGAUACUCCGUGAACACAAAGCUGUCAUCAUUCAGAAGUGGAUCCGAGGAUGGCUGGCUCGUACCCACUAUAAGCGGUGCAUGCAUGCCAUCAUCUAUCUUCAGUGCUGCUUCCGGCGGAUGAUGGCCAAGCGUGAGCUGAAGAAGCUCAAAAUUGAGGCCCGCUCUGUGGAGCGCUACAAGAAACUCCACAUUGGUAUGGAGAACAAGAUCAUGCAACUGCAGCGCAAAGUCGAUGAGCAGAACAAGGACUAUAAAUGCCUCAUGGAGAAACUGACCAAUCUGGAAGGAAUAUACAGCUCUGAGACUGAGAAACUACGAAGUGACUUAGAACGCCUUCAGCUAAGUGAGGAGGAAGCUAAGGUUGCCACUGGACGGGUUCUCAGUCUUCAGGAAGAAAUAGCCAAGCUUCGAAAAGAUCUGGAACAAACGCGGUCAGAGAAAAAGUCCAUUGAGGAACGUGCAGAUAAAUAUAAACAAGAAACCGAGGAGCUGGUAUCAAAUCUGAAGGAAGAAAAUACUUUGCUGAAGCAGGAGAAAGAGACCCUCAAUCACCGCAUCGUGGAGCAGGCCAAGGAGAUGACAGAGACUAUGGAGAAGAAGUUAGUAGAAGAAACAAAACAACUAGAACUUGAUCUUAAUGAUGAAAGAUUGAGAUACCAGAACCUACUAAAUGAGUUCAGUCGCUUAGAAGAACGCUAUGAUGACCUCAAGGAAGAGAUGACUGUGAUGCUGAAUGUGCCUAAGCCUGGACACAAGAGAACAGACUCCACUCACAGCAGCAAUGAGUCUGAAUAUACCUUUAGCUCUGAAAUUACAGAAACUGAAGACAUUCCAUUGCGGACAGAGGAGCCAAGUGAGAGAAAGGUGCCUCUCGACAUGUCAUUGUUCCUCAAGCUCCAGAAGCGAGUCAAAGAGCUGGAGCAGGAGAAGCAGUUGAUGCAGGAUGAGCUGGAUCACAAGGAGGAACAGGUGCUCCGCAGCAAGGCACAGGAAGAAGAACGACCACAAAUUAGAGGUGCAGAACUGGAAUAUGAAUCACUCAAGCGUCAAGAACUAGAAUCAGAAAACAAAAAACUGAAAAAUGAGCUAAAUGAGUUACGCAAAUCCCUUAGUGAGAAAAGUGCCCCAGAGGUGACUGCUCCCGGUGCACCAGCCUACCGUGUCCUCAUGGAGCAGCUCACCUCUGUGAGUGAGGAGCUUGAUGUCCGCAAGGAAGAAGUCCUCAUCCUCAGGUCUCAGCUGGUGAGCCAGAAAGAAGCCAUUCAACCCAAGAAUACAAUGACAGAUUCCAUAAUACUUCUGGAAGAUGUACAAAAAAUGAAAGAUAAAGGUGAAAUAGCACAAGCAUAUAUUGGCUUGAAAGAAACAAACAGAUCAUCUGCUAUGGAUUGCCAUGAGUUGAAUGAGGAUGGAGAGCUGUGGCUGGUUUAUGAAGGGUUAAAACAAGCCAACAGGCUUCUGGAAUCCCAGCUGCAGUCGCAGAAGCGAAGCCAUGAGAGUGAAGCCGAGGCCCUCCGCGGGGAGAUACAGAGCCUGAAGGAGGAGAACAACCGGCAGCAGCAGCUUCUGGCCCAGAACCUGCAGCUGCCCCCUGAGGCGCGCAUCGAGGCCAGCCUGCAGCACGAGAUCACCCGCCUGACCAACGAGAACCUGUAUUUUGAGGAAUUAUAUGCAGAUGACCCUAAGAAGUAUCAAUCAUACCGGAUUUCACUUUACAAACGGAUGAUUGAUUUGAUGGAACAACUUGAAAAACAAGAUAAGACUGUCCGGAAACUGAAAAAACAACUGAAAGUAUUUGCCAAAAAAAUUGGUGAACUAGAAGUGGGUCAGAUGGAGAAUAUAUCUCCAGGACAGAUCAUUGAUGAGCCUAUCCGUCCAGUCAACAUUCCCAGGAAAGAAAAAGAUUUCCAAGGAAUGCUGGAAUACAAGAAGGAAGAUGAGCAAAAACUUGUUAAGAACCUGAUUCUGGAACUGAAACCACGUGGUGUAGCUGUCAAUUUGAUUCCAGGGUUACCAGCAUAUAUCCUGUUCAUGUGUGUUAGACAUGCUGACUACCUGAAUGAUGAUCAGAAAGUAAGGUCAUUGCUGACAUCAACAAUUAACAGCAUCAAAAAAGUAUUAAAGAAAAGAGGUGAUGAUUUUGAGACUGUUUCCUUCUGGCUCUCUAACACAUGCCGAUUUUUGCACUGUUUGAAGCAGUACAGUGGAGAAGAGGGCUUUAUGAAGCACAACACAUCUCGCCAGAAUGAACAUUGCCUCACCAAUUUUGACCUGGCUGAGUACCGGCAGGUGCUGAGUGACUUAGCCAUUCAGAUCUACCAGCAACUCGUGCGGGUGUUGGAGAACAUCCUUCAGCCUAUGAUCGUCUCUGGCAUGCUGGAGCAUGAAACCAUUCAGGGUGUAUCCGGGGUGAAACCGACAGGGCUGAGAAAACGAACCUCCAGCAUCGCUGAUGAGGGCACCUACACACUGGACUCCAUCCUCCGGCAGCUCAACUCCUUCCACUCAGUCAUGUGUCAGCACGGCAUGGAUCCCGAACUCAUCAAGCAGGUGGUCAAGCAGAUGUUCUACAUUGUGGGGGCCAUCACCCUGAACAACCUCCUCCUGCGGAAAGACAUGUGCUCCUGGAGUAAAGGCAUGCAGAUUCGGUACAAUGUCAGCCAGCUGGAGGAAUGGCUGCGUGACAAGAAUCUCAUGAACAGUGGUGCAAAAGAGACCCUGGAGCCUCUCAUCCAGGCUGCUCAGCUUUUGCAAGUGAAAAAGAAAACAGACGAUGAUGCGGAAGCUAUCUGCUCCAUGUGCAAUGCUUUGACCACUGCCCAGAUUGUCAAGGUGUUGAAUUUGUAUACUCCAGUGAAUGAAUUUGAAGAAAGAGUCUCUGUAUCAUUUAUUCGUACCAUACAGAUGCGCUUACGAGACAGGAAAGACUCGCCUCAGCUGCUCAUGGAUGCUAAACACAUCUUCCCUGUCACCUUCCCCUUUAACCCAUCCUCCCUCGCACUAGAAACCAUCCAGAUUCCAGCCAGCCUGGGUCUGGGAUUCAUAGCACGGGUCUGAAAGUGAUGUCCAGGCAAACAUUGACAAUACAUUUCUUGCCUGAAAUAAGGACCCUUUCUUUCCAGUGAGCUACUGAAAACACAUCUUUAAAGAAAAAGUACUGAUUACCUCCUGGACAAGAGGUUAUUAACUGGAAAUCUCCCUAGAAUACUUUCAUCACCAUGGAAAGAAAGAUAGGCUCCUCUGUGCUGCGUUCCCUGUACGCUCAUCCUCGAUCAGUUAGAGAUCUUGAGUUUACAUGCAGGUGAAUGAUGGAAGGGUGGAAGGAAGGAAGAGGGGGAAAAAAAUGUGUCUUCAGCUGCCAGCAUUUAUUUUGAAUCCCUAGCACCAUAUUUAAGUAGUAUAGGAACCAUCAAGUCCAGAUAUGAGCUGUUGUUAGGUAGGCACCAACAAAGAACCUCCACUGCACUAGCCUGAAGAGUUGAAAAGUUACCAUGGAAUACGUAUCACAUCAGUUUAGGAAUCAGUUAUGUUGAUAUUUUCAAACUGGAUCAAAGAAAUAAACUGGCAAUAUAUAAAGUAAUUGGUUAAAUAAUUUUCUUACAUGUGUCACUAUGAUAUAGAGAUAAUAAGAGAAUGUCAGUAUGCUGUAUAGUGUAGAAGUCUGUACUGUAGUUUACUGCACAUUUUAAAUUGCUGCUACAUACUGUGUUCUUUAAAAUGUAAGCGAUAUUCUUAUUAGGCUUUACUACAGUAAGCUUCUCUUUAUCAACUCUGUUUACAAUUCAGAACAUCACAGUUUUAACUGGAUUAUGUGCAAAUAUCUACAGAUUCACCUGCACAAGUGUAGCAAACACUGCAAAGUCAUGUAGUAAUAUGACAGAAUGCCCGAGAGGGGUAGGAUUAGACAGAGUGGCUAUUGUUGAUGUCAUUAUUUAUUCGGGAUGUAUUACAUUGAUGUGUUCAUUAAUUUUCCCUGGGUGGAUAGCACAUCAGGGGUACAGUGUUCUGUGACAUGACUUACUUUGGGUUAUGAGAGCUGAUUCCUGCAGUGCGUAUUUUCAGUGUUGACAGGUUUUCUUUCAUCAUUUUAAUUUAUUAAGAAUAAUUCUCAGUCACUAUCUAGAAAGAAUUGUCAGAAAAUUCAUGAUUCAGGUCUAGAAACCUUGAUUAUCCUAUAAAUUAUGCAAAAGAAAGUAUACAAUAAAUAUUUAAUUAUGAAAUUUUUUGGCUUUGCAACUUCUACAAAUAUCAGUACCACUAGAUGCUUUAAAAAGCAACAUAUUAGAAAUACUUUAGGAAUUAUAUAGGAAAUAGAAGAUUGCUGAAUUUUACUAAGGAUUUGGUUCCUUAAGGUAUAGAAUAUAUGUUUCCAUUCUGAAAUUUUAAUUUAACAUGUUCUCCAUUUUUUGGAAAUCUUAUACGAUAAAUCUUUCAGGUUGUACAAAAGAAAAUUCUUAGAUUUCAUUAGAAAUUCCAGUUCUGAAUUGCAAUCAUAGAUUUAUAUCAUUUAAUUGUUAGAUGGUCUAUUAAAAAUGACAUUUUAUUAAAAUAUGUGCAAUAUUAUUAAUGGAAGUCAGUUUAUCAGUGAUAAAGAUCAUUAUUAAAAGAUACUGUGCUAACUUAUUUGAGCUUCAAAUUCCUCGUUUAUACUAGAAGAGGGUUGAACAACUGAUCCUCAAGGUCCCUUCCACCUCUGAAAUUCUCUCCUCUCGGUACUUGGAUCCUAGAGAAAUAAGCUACAGUUUUUCAGUAAGUUCAGCCUCUGAUUGAACGACCAGUGUUUUCUGCGCAUUAAUUUUGAGGGAUUAAUAAAAUGUAAAAUCACAAAUUUGUGUCCUUAUAACCUUUCUUAAAUGUACAUGCUUUUAGAAAGUUAAUUAGUUUAGGUAACUUUUAUCACAUACUGCUGUAUUCAAUUUGGAUACAUUUAUUUGCAAAAUCAACCAGAAACACUACUAAUUCAGAUUCAGUUUGCCCUGGCUGUCAAUGUGGUUUUCAAUGAACAAUGAACUCUAUAACCAUUUUGAUUAGCACUGAAUGUGUCAGCGUCCAAGAGCCUAGGUGGAACUCAGGUAGGGGAGAGGAUUUUUAAAAGGUCACCGUGGUGUACCUCAGACCUCGAAAUACGUCCAGACCCUCCCCAGCCUAGUCCUGUGUAGCAUGUCCCAUGCACCUCCUGAAUCUUCUCCAGUCCUUAAGAUCAUACUAUAGCUACUACGGCCAUCACAGUCCUUCAUCUUACCCCAAAUGCUUCGGAUCCUGAAGCAUCUCAGCUGGGCCCUGGCCCUCUCCUUUGUCUUCUCUUCUGCUAUAAAGCGUUGGAGCCUUUGGCCCCCGGCUGCAGCUGGGCUCCCACCACCACACAUGCAGUCUCUCCUGUUCCAGUGAUGGCCACAUAGAGCUUCUGCUCUUCCAGGCCUCCAACUUCUUCCAAAGCCUACAGAACCCCAGGUGGGGAUGUGAAGUAACUUCGUGCAGUGAAGUCAUCUUUAGUCAUAAUUAGAAUACUUUACAACCAGGGAACCCCAGACGUGUUGAAUGACUGUGUACUCUAUGUACACAACACUAUUCUGCUGAUUGUGGGUAUUCUUUCACCAUCCUGAGGACUGCUCACCCCCUUUUGUCCAUUCACAUUUUCUCACCCAGUUUCGGAACCUCCACCAGGCUUCCAUCUGCCCGUUUGCUUACUCUUCCCCUCCCCUCAGCUGAAUCAUCAAUACCCACCCCCUGCCACUGUGCAUUGAAGGCAGCGGGCAGAGUCACCCAUGGGCUCCCCUCCUCCCGUGCCUGCUGGCUUAACCUCAGGCCAAUCUUGGCACAAGCUCUUGAUCCCACUUCUUUGCUAUACAUUCUUCAACAUUAUCAGCUGAAAAAUGAGAAGCAGUUUCUCUCCUUCCAGCUUUUCUUAGGCUAAGGCUUUGGUUUGCCUGAGAGGAAUUUAUCAAGAAGGGGAAAGAUGAGUAGAUGAUCCCUUUGGAAGUUUUAGAAAUUCCCCAUGUGACUGACACUUCUUUCAUCAAGUACAAAGGUACAAAAAUAUAUCAUCCAAGGUCAACUUAUAGGAGAUUUGUAGAUUUGGGGCAGUUUGUAAAAUUUAUUUUGAAGGAUAGGCUUCCCCAAGAUGUUCAGAACUAGCUUCCCCCAGACAUGCCACUUUGCAUGUGGAUUAUUUUGAGUUGAGGUCAGUUGAGGCCCUGCAGACUCAUGAGAAACUUCUACCACCCUUUUAGCUGUUUCUAAAAGAGUGAAAAUUGGGGUCUUACCCAGAAUUAGGAUUAUUGCCAAAACCAACCUUUCUAUCUGAAAAACCUAGGUUUAUGGCAGGGCAAACAUUAACCAUACAGCAUCUGCUCUUCAGCCUAUAAAUCAGCCUCUUCUCAUCUUGUGAGUCCCCGCCUUGAAGCCUCAGACUUCAUUCCUCAGCUCAGGAUAAGUACCCCAUUUCACCUCAUUGUCUGUGGAAUCCACAUAUCUCUGUAGAGUCCCCAUAUGGAUAGAAUUACUUUUUUACUCCUAAUAUAUCUGAUAAUCAUUUAAUUAUUCAACCAGCCUGAGAAGAACACAGAAAGGUAGAGGGAAAUUUCCCUUCCGAACAGCCAGUUUCCUUUAUUUCAACGGAAAAUUGAGAGUUGGCUCUUCCUGGGUGAGUAGUUACGUGUAAUAUAGAUGAAAUCUUUAAAUAGCAGUGGGAGAGCCUAUGAAAAUACUUUAUUUAUUAGAAUUUUAGUGGGGUGAUUGUUGUGAGAAAUUGUUUUCCUGGUAACCCUAGGUAAGGGGGCAGGUACUUGCCACCAUCCUGCAAAGCCCUCAGACAAUGUUCUCUCUCUUUCUCUCUCUCUCUCUCUCUCUCUUGUUUCCCACACUUCUCCCUCUUCUUUUUCUUUCUCUUCCUCUUUCACAGUCUCUCUCUCUCUCUCACACACACACACACACACACACACACACACACACACACACACACACACACACACCCUUAUUCUAAGAGUUAACCAGGAGUUUGUUCAGGAUAAAACAGAAUAUAAAAAUUAGUUGUGACCCUUAAAUUUUCCUGUUGAAAGUAGUGCAGAACCAGUGCUUUGUAUCUAGCUAUGUUUUACUUCAGUGUGCUUUCUCUGUGUUACCUCAUUUUAUCCUCACAGCAGUACUGAUAGAAAGAGUAGACACUACAAUCAUUUGCUGAUGGUAAUUUGAGAGAGGGUUAAGGUUAGGGUCUUGCCUGAGGCUGCACAGCCCUCAGCCUGCAGUUGCUUCCCCAGGAGCAACAGUUGCCAUGUGGGCAGAAGGGAGGCAGGAAAAGUAAAAAGUUGUGAGGUCACAUCCUGUUCCUCCUGGUACCCAUGGAUGGCACAGGGUCAGCAAGAGGCGCUCUUUCUCCUUAGAGUUAGCAACUGGCAUAGGGUACUGAGCAAGCUAAGUACCAAGUUCUUUGUGCUAGUGAGAAGCACCCAGAGCCUGGCGGUUUUCUUUAUAGUUACUGCUAUAACUAGGUUUGACUUAUGUAACGAAUCACUGCUCCCUUAGAGGAUGCAGCACUCUUAUGUUUAGAUAACUAGUUAGUAGCAGGCUGUCUUAACCGGAUGGGAAGCAGUAAAAACUUCCCAGAAGGGAAGAGAAAGGCCACUCUCAACACACACACCCCUCAGAGUUGCUGUUAGAGCGGCCAGGUGGGCUGUGCAGCCUGUAGAGAACCUGAGGCUGCAGGCCAGGCCUCACGUGCUCAGACACAGGCCCUCCUCCCCAGUUUAGGUCCUCAGCACAGAGUAGCCAGGCCCCUGGGUACGCCUGAGAGCUGGCCCCUGGGGCAGGGCACAUACAAGUCAGUGUGUGUUUGACAUUACAGUGCGUGCAUGCUACUGUUUACUUUGGAGCUAGGAGGUGUGCUGUGUGCAUGCCCGUUAGAGAGGCUCUGUGUGUGUCUGUGUCUCUGUUCAUGGAUAAGUGCAUUGUAAUUUGUUCUCAGGCUGUACUGUGAGGGCCGCCUUAACCCCUGCUCCCUUACCCCCUAAGAGCUGCCUUAAGUUCUCUGGAACUUUUCCUCAUAAGGGGAUAUCUUGCCUGGAGAGGAUAUCUUGCCCGGUUUCUCAAGGUUUUGUGAGGGUUUUGGUUGGGUGUGGCCUCCAACCACUAAUUCCUUUCCUCCUUCAUGCAUGAUGACCCUUCCCCAUACCCCUUACUUACCUUCCUCUCCUUUCAGUUAUUUCCAAAGAGGUAUUAGAACUCCAGGGCAGCAACAAAUUUCAGAACCAAUGAAAUGUGGGCUUUGAGAGUGUUCCUGGGUUUUGGGGGCUCUGUGUCACAGGUAAGAAAAUGAACAUAUGGAAGAAAAAUAUAAAGAUAAGUUAGAUUCUAAGUAAUACUUCUAUGGCUUGAUUUUCACUGACCUUUUCUUAUAAAGGAAACAACUGUAAACCUUUCCUAGACAUUCUUUUAAAAUAAUUUUAACGCUGUACUAUAAAAGUUGAGCAAAACCAGGAAAGAGUGCUAUGAAUUCUAAUCCUUUGUGUUUCCCUGAAUUAAACAAAUCAAUCUGGAAUUAGAGUAGGUCUCUUGAUAGAUCAGGAACUGAAAAGUACUAUGUAAAAUAUCUGCCAAAAUGCAUUUUAUACAUUUUUUUAUUUUAUAAUUUGGUCUAGCUAAAAUAUUAAUUAGCUUAACUUAUUGGGUGUUAUUAGAUUUAUAAAUGUCUGGAAAUAACUAGCAUUCCUUGCUAUUGUGAGAUUGCUUGAAAUAUUUGAAAGAAAAAAAUUUUAGUUGAAAUUUAUGUAGAUUCAUUGCUUGGUAGGUCAGUAAAUUUUCAUGCAUUUUUUAGAGUAAAUAGUUUCAGAUAUAUUGUUACCAUCUGUUACAAAGUUUUAGUCUACAUUUCAGGCUGUCUGAAUCACUUGAGCCAUUUAAUUUUUCCAACAAAUGGUGAAUUUCCCCCUUAAAUGUGGACAUGUAUGUUGUAAUUUAUGAUUCUUAGUUGUGUGUUUUUGUGGAAUCCUGAAGUAACAAAGACCUUUUUCUGCUCUUGGAAAAUUUAAAUUGCUCUGCCCGCAUUGCACAGAAAUGAACUCAUACAUUUAACAUAUGUAUUUUAAUUAUUAACUUUAACUGUUAAUUUACUGUGAAAUGAUUAUGCCUUUUAAUGACAAUUAAAUGGGAAAUGGUAGCUUUUCAAGUAUCUUCCAUUUUAGGAUCUGGAAAAGGAAUUCUACUUUGAUCUACACAGAAAAACAGGAUAUAUUUUGAAAAGUUCUUAGAUGGAAUAUACUUAUCCAUUAAAAAGGAGGCAGAAGUACUGAGAAGUUAAAGGCAUAAUCAAUGAACUCUAAUUUUAAACUAAACCCCAUACCAUCAUAUCACACAUGGAAAUUUUAAAAAUAAGUUACUGAUUCACCUCAUAUCUACAAAAAACUUUGAAACAUGGAUUUUCACUAGAUAUCACUUAGUGCUAAGAUGAAAACCAAAACAAUAUCAGAUUGGCAUUUAUGCUCCAAAAAUGUAGUUGUUUAAUGUUGUACUUAGUAAAUGUGUGUCAUUGAUGCUGUAUUCUCCUAGCUACUAUAGAAAAUUGUUCAAAUAAAGAU